Molecule: messenger RNA, 2663 nt
Organism: Eurytemora carolleeae
Lineage: Eukaryota; Metazoa; Arthropoda; Copepoda; Calanoida; Temoridae
Exons: 3
Coding region: 625-2607 (660 amino acids)
Source: RefSeq, a predicted model, not a curated record
CCGGGUUUAAUUUAGACACAGAGAGGUGGAACUAGAGCGGGAAUACGGAAAUUGGGCGGAUGAAAGAGAUACAGGACACCAGAAAAAUAUACAAGAAAGAAACGAAGAACUAGAAAGGAAACAAGAAUAUGAGAAUUGGGAAACUGAGAAACACACAAGACACCAAAGAAAUAUAACAGAAAGGUAAACAAAAACAUAUCACAAGUCGUAAACCGAGUAACCAUACAAAUAAUGAUAAGACAGAAAAUUAAGUUAACAAGAUUGUUGAGGCUAAAAUCAUAGAAACUAAAAUUUAAAGAACAAGCAUUAAAUAGAAAACAUAACACAUAAAACCAAAAUAAAACCCUCCUAUAAAAUUUUAAAUAUAGAUUGGGUGUAUAUGAAAACAAAGCCAGCACAGGAGAGAAGCAAAGAACGCAAGGAGAUUCAAGAAGAAAUGCUGAAAGGUCAGAUGGCCGGGAAACAAGGAAACACAACAAAAACGAAGAACUAAAUAAGAAGGAGUCCAUCAAACAGCUACAUAAACGAAGAUCGGAGAGCUACAACUUUCAAGAACAGGUCAAAGCGGAAGAAACCUGGAAAAUUGGAAAGGAAAGAAACCAAUGGAAAGACGAACGAAGAAAGAUGGAUAAUGUUAUGAGUACUCCACAAGAUGAUAUAAACAGACACAGAAGCAUCUAUAUAAAGAGUAAAGAAUAUCCAGAAAUUAAACAGAUUAAAUCUGCGGAAAAGAAGGAAGGUUUGGAGAUUCAACAAGGCAACAAAUAUUCUUCAUCAGAUAAUUCUGACAACACUAAAACAAAAUCUGGAGUUAUAAACUGUGUAUGCUUAUAUCAAACAUUUGACCCGGAGAUGCUAAAAUGUGCCAACUGUGGAAAUUUUUCCCACAAAACUUGUUACAACAGCAACCAGAAAGGAACCCAUCAAUGCAUACAAUGUUUAAGUAAGAAAGGCGAGAAAUGUGGAAACCUUGAAAUUGAUAACCAUUUCCACAAGACAUCAAGAUCAUACAAAGAAAAACAAACAUUUGUUUUUAACCUCAACUGUAAGAGAGUCCUGAAAUCAAUUCUAAACCAAGAAUUCCUGACCUGCCAACCAGGAAACGAUCCAUCAAUAGAAUUUUUGAAAAUAAGAUUUGGCUACUCCACCCAGUAUGCAACCAGAAUCACCCUGCAUCUAGUCAAUAAAGGAUAUAUUAAAUUUUUCGACGGUUUCUCCUUUAAUGCUGGUAUGAUCAUUGAAGAAUUAGGGCUCCACAGCGAAGAUAACGAACUAGAGGAAGCUUUAAGGAUAGAAGCUGAAGAGCAAUUAUUCGGAUUCGGACACUGCUACAACAAAACACCAGAACACUCGAUCAAAGCUCCCGGAAACACAGGAAUUCUCACAGGUACCCUAAAUACAUCACAAGUUAAAGGCAAGGGUCCAAAGAAAGGGAAAUCGUCAAAUACUAACCUCACUCAUAGAUCAGAACCGAGAAAAAGGUCUAUAACUCCAUCUCCGACCCGACAAGAAGGGGGAAAAAGGACAAGAGAUUCUUCACCAGCUGACCCAUGGAAUAUAGAUGCUAAAAGGUCAGAUUCAACAGAGAUACAGUUUUCAGGGGGAGAAGUUUCACCAAAACCAACUUCAUCUUGCUCAACUGUAAGUUCUGGUUACCGUAAAGAAUUCUCAGAAACCCUUAAAGAAGGAGAAUUUGAAGAUCCCAGACCAGGUUGUUCAAGAGACAAUCAAACUCAGAGAAAUCCAAGAUUAUCCAGUUCUUCAAAUAACAGACAACAAUCAGGAAAAUCAAGUCAGGAUAACACACGAGAUAAAACCUGCUCAAUAGAAGGAAAUACUAACCAAACAACCUUCGCAAGGAUUAUAAGAGAUCGUGAAGGCAAAAGAUUUAAAAACAAAUUCACCUGGCCAAGCAGAUUUAUCAACAGUGAAUCGCUUAAAGCAGAUACAGAUAACACUCCAAUGAGUGUCGCAGAACUCGGUAAAAGAUCACAAAAACCGGUUUUUGGACAAGUUGUCGAUAAGGGGGAGAUUAAAACGAAAUCAUCCGAUGCAAACACUUCACAUUUCCAUUUCAUACUAGGGAUGGAAGGAACCCUGGUCCAAGUAUGGGUGUUUGGAUCCAACGAAGAAGUGGAGUCAAUAGAAAAAAGAAUUAUAACUGAGGAAUACUACGUUUUUUGGGGAGACUAUAACGUAAGAGAAAAGUAUUCUUCCAAAUUCAAAUCCAACUCAGAUUGGGCCAUCUAUUUGCCAGGAAAGUGCAAUAAGUUCGACUUAGUUAAAAAAUCGAGGGAAUAUCUAGAGUCGGAAGACUCAAUAUCCGAGGAAAGAGAAAAAUUUGCAGACCGUUUCAAACCUGCAACUAGGAGAGGAAAACGGGGGAUGAAGAGGAUGAAAGAACAUUCAUCAACAAGGAAGAAACUCCUAGAUUCAUCACAGCGAAAGAUUACAGACUUCGGUAUAAGAAGAACGAGUUCAUCCAGCUCAACAGAAACUGUGAGCUCAAAGAACUGGAACAGUGGCGAAACAAAUAAACUAACAAACCGGAGCGAUAGUGAAGAAAAGGAGGAAAAAGAGAAGGAAAGCUCAGUUCGGAUCAUGUAAAAUCUAAGAAACCACGUCUUGUUUUAUCAAUUAAAAUUAACUGUGUAUUUAUCUAU